AUGGCGAAGUUUAAACCGUUGGUUGUUGGCCUGCUGGAAAUACGUGUAAGUGGACGGAAAACGGAUAAUGUAGUUAAGAGAAUGGGCAUUCCUAAUUCGUUCCUCAUAGGGGCUCAAGGAUUCAGUGUAUCUUCACGUCCGAGUUUGUACGGAUACCUUAUUUCUCCGACGUAUAUUACCAUUGUGUAUGCAAGUCCUCAUAUUGCGAUUCACAAUGAGCUUUGGCCUCAAUUAGCUACGCUUGAUCCGGGCGAGGAUUGGUCGUGGGUGCUUGGGGGUGACUUUAACGCACUCCUCAGCGCGGAUGAGCGAAGUGGGGUGCAAAUGGGCGUAUCAGAGUUAGUAAAGGCUUCAGUGAUUUUUGUGUUUAAUAACAGCUUAGUCGACAUUGGAUUUAACGGUCUUCCUUUCACAUGGGCGAGAGGAUCUCUUAGACAGCAACUGGAUAGGUGCUUAGUGAAUGUGGGCUGGGCGAAUGCUUUCCCGGACUCGUUUGUUCUUCAUCUUGAUCGCCUUGGCUCUGAUCACUGGCCUAUUAUUCUUCAGACCAAGACUGUAAGUACUCAGCGACCGAAUCUUAUCUUUGGCUUCUUUCUUUCUUGGCAUGAUCAUCCUGCUUUCAAUGAUGUUUUAAGAAAGGCUUGGAAUAAUACUUUGGAUGUGCGAAUCAAUCUUCAGUCUUUGCAGCCGAUUUUGAGUAAUUGGAAUGCUAAGGAAUUUGGGAAUAUUGGCCAACAUAAGCGACAUUUGAUAGCUCGACUUAGAGGUCUUGAUCGGGUUUUGUCUAUGCGUGAUGACCCCUCGCUCCAUGAUUUGGAGAAUAGGCUCAAGAAGCAACUGGAGCAAGUGAUGGAGUAUGAAGAGAAUAUUUGGUUUAAAAAAUCUAGUAGUAAUUGGAUUUUGCAAGGCGAUCGGAAUACAUCCUAUUUUCAUGCUUGUUCUCGGUCCCGGCGCCAGAGGAAUACUAUUUAUCACUUUGGCUUGCGGAUGGAUCUUGGUGCUUAG
Molecule: messenger RNA, 1005 nt
Organism: Hibiscus syriacus
Lineage: Eukaryota; Viridiplantae; Streptophyta; Magnoliopsida; Malvales; Malvaceae
Exons: 2
Coding region: 1-1005 (334 amino acids)
Molecular function (GO): catalytic activity
Source: RefSeq, a predicted model, not a curated record